This is a messenger RNA of Cladophialophora carrionii CBS 160.54, 654 nucleotides long. RefSeq lists its product as uncharacterized. The record is from RefSeq and is a predicted model, not a curated record. The transcript has a single exon. Gene Ontology annotation, cellular component: ribonuclease P complex. NCBI's taxonomy places the organism in Eukaryota, Fungi, Ascomycota, Eurotiomycetes, Chaetothyriales, Herpotrichiellaceae. Gene Ontology annotation, biological process: tRNA 5'-leader removal. Bases 1 to 654 code for a protein of 217 amino acids.
AUGGUCCGCAUUAAACAGCGGUACCUCCUCUUCAACAUCUUGUACCCUUCGCCCUCCCCGCCUCCCCCUCCGCCUACCAUGCCCGACGGCCAAUCCACCCCUCCGCCAGCUUACAUUCUCUUCUCCCGCCCCUCGCCCUCUCAUCUGUCUGCGUCCCUCCUCUCCACGAUAGUCCGCAAUGAACUCCACACCCUCUUCGGCGACCACGGACUCAGCGUAACGCAAUCCGCUCUCCGAGUCGUGUAUUUCUCGCCUGCAACUUCGACGGGCAUUCUGAGGGUGCCGAGGGCGCACUUCCGUAUGGUCUGGGCGGCACUUGCUUUCGUCACAGCCAUACCGCCGGAAAGAGACCGCGGAGGUCGAGCCACAAGAGGUGCGGGGAGGCAGUGCGUGAUUCGGGUGGUCAGAGUGAGUGGAACGAUUCGAAAGAGUGAAGAGGAGUUAUUGAGACGGGCGAGAAGAGAGCUCGUGAGAGCGAAGAUGGAGGGUCGAAGCACGGAUGACCAGGAAGACGAGGUCGCGUUGGGCAACUUCGCUGGAGGAAAGGGAAAGCAGACGAGUGGAGCUUCACGUCUGACGGCAACUGAAGACGAGGAUAUCAUGGAUCUCGUCGACGAGGAGGAUGCACAGUAUUCCGACAUGUCUGAUGACUGA